Dacryopinax primogenitus is the source of this 2860-nucleotide messenger RNA. Its product is annotated as MFS general substrate transporter. The transcript has 6 exons. Gene Ontology annotation, cellular component: fungal-type vacuole membrane. The record is from RefSeq and is a predicted model, not a curated record. Gene Ontology annotation, biological process: basic amino acid transport; transmembrane transport. The coding region runs from base 380 to 2860 and encodes 826 amino acids. Lineage: Eukaryota; Fungi; Basidiomycota; Dacrymycetes; Dacrymycetales; Dacrymycetaceae. Gene Ontology annotation, molecular function: basic amino acid transmembrane transporter activity.
GUCCACGGGCAGCGCUUACCUGUGCCUUCAUCUGCUUUUGUUACUCGUGUCUGCUUCUGGAUAUCAGAAGGUCAGAAGGACAGUGUUCUCAAUAGGCACGGUCGUCUUAUCUCGGUCGAGGCUGGCUUCCUUGUUUCGACGCUUGGUCGGCAGUGCUUCGCCAAACCGCCCCCGGUCGCGGCCGAAGCGGCGCACGGCCCAAUUCUAGGCACGGUCGGCGGCGUUGGGGGAAGACUCUCUCGUAUCGGCAGCCCGCUGUUGCACGACCGCUAAAUCCGAAGGACAGCCGAACGCAUACAUCUAGCUCUCCCAUCGUUUACACCCUGUUGUGCGUAUACAUCUCCCUCCUCUUGUUCCCCACUUCACGACCGCACAUAUCAUGCCUCGGUACGCCUCACCAGAGCCUGACGAGCGCACCGUCCUCCUCCCCACCCAGCCUCAACCGCCUCAGGUGCCCAUCAUCCAACUUCCCUCACCGCAGAAGGUCUCUACCCCACUACCCACACCCAACAACAACGAAAAGAAACGAAUAUCCCCGCUCGAGCUCCCAUGGCACAACAAGGUCCUCCUCCUCAUUGGCGUAUGGACCGCUACAAGCCUUGCAAGUUUGAACAUGACCAUGGUCGCUACUCUCAUGAGCUCGAUCUCGUCCUCCUUUGGCGCAUCCAACCAGAGUGCUUGGCUCGGAACUUCCUUCCUCCUCGCUACAACUGCUUUUACCCCACUGUAUGGAAGGUUGUGUAACAUAUUGGGCAGGAAGUGGGCCAAUUUGACCGCUUUGUGUUUGUUUGGACUGGGAACGACCAUGUGCGGGUUUGCAACCAGCUUAGAGGGGCUCAUACUCGCCCGCUUCAUUGCCGGCAUUGGUGGUGGCGGUCUCGGUAUCACCUCUUCCGUGAUCGCGGCGGAUCUCUUCUCUCUCCGUCAGCGUUCCCUUCUCCAAGGCAUUAGCGCAGUCUUCAACGGCGCCGGAACUGGCCUUGGCGGCCCCUUCGGAGGGUACAUGGCCGACCGGUUUGGUUGGCGCUGGGCCUUCCUUGCCCAGCUACCCAUUUUUGCUCUGAGCUUUGGCCUCUCCGUCUGGAACAACAAGUACUACACUCCCGGCCGUGGCGCAAGUACUUGGGAAAUGAUCAGGCGUAUUGAUUGGGCAGGGAGCGCGUGUCUCCUCGUGUUUGUUCUGAAUCUUCUACUCUUCCUAUCGUUCAAAUUCAACUCUGAGAGCCCGUGGAGCUCCCCGGAGGUCAUCAUUACGUUCUGUGGGAUGAUUGCCUUUGCGGGGAUCUUCAUCCUCACUCAGCUGUACGUCAGCCCAGAACCAGUGCUGAGCAGGAAGCUGUUGAAGAUGAAGACGCCGAUGAUUGUUGCCGCGAACAACUUCUUGGUCGCUGUGUGCAAUUUCGGUGUUACCUUCUACUUCCCCGUCUGGUUUGAAACUGUCGCCCUGGAGUCAGCUGGGGAGGCGGGCUUGCAUCUGCUCCCUAACGCGCUCGCAUCUUCUACUGGCUCCUUGUUCGCGGGAUGGAUCAUGUCUCGUACAGGAAAAUACAAGACUCUCAGCAACAUCUUUGGUAUCGUGCCUGCGUGUGCAGCGGUAGGGAUUGCACUGAUGCACUCGGGGACGAGCCAGUGGCUCCAGUGGGUCAGCAUCGUCCCCCUCGGGUUUGGCAACGCGGUGGUCUUCCAGACGACUCUCAUUGCACUUCUUGCCUCGGUUGGGAGCGGCCAGGUGGCGGUAGCCACGGGUUUUGCCGGCCUCUUCCGCUGUAUUGGCCAGGUGUCCGGCGUCGCCUUCGGCGCAGCGUUCUUCCAGAGCCUGCUGCUAAAUCAGUUACAACAGCGGAUCACCGGACCUGACGCCGAAUCCCUUAUCACUAAGAUUCGGCAUGACGCGAAGAUUGUCCCUGAGCUACCAUCCGAUCUGAAAGAAGAGGCUAGGCAAAGCUACGCCUACGCGUUACGCGCGGUAUUCAUCUUCUGCGCGAUAUGCACAUCUCUUGCAUUUGUCGUUCGUCUACCUAUGCCUGAACACUCGCUAGACGAGCCUCCCACCGCUUCCCGCCCCGGCAGUCCAGAUUCGGAAGAAUCUGAGGAGGACAAGUCAUCCGAAGAAGAAGACGAGGAGGCAGCGAUCGGCGUUUCUAGUGAAACGAGUGUGGAGACUCCUACAGACGUGGUUUCUGUCCCGGUCACACCACGGUCCACCCGCCCCAGAGUGCGCAGAUACUCGACGUACGAGACUGGGGACGGGUUCGCCUAUCCUCAGACGCGCCCGAAGUUGCAUCGGCGGAAGGCUGCUGUGCGUAGCGUGUCCGAGCGCCCGACGGGCGGCAGGUCAAGGAGCAGGAUUAGGGACAAUCACGAUGGGCGCGGAGUGAUGGAGGAGCAGGAGCCGAUGGCAUUUUCUCUCCCUACUGCGGACCCGAUCUUUGUUCAGGAGCGCGAGGGCCAUCUGGCGCAUAGGCGUACGAGUGCUGAUGCGGACGGAGAUGCAGAUCGAGAAGACGAAGGGGAGCCAUCAACGCCCGUGAAUGGACAUGGACGGCCGAUGGCAUUCUCCCUUCCUCCACCCAGCCCAGGGAUCGAGGAUUGGGCGACCCAGAGCCAUCAUCAUCAUUUCUACGGGGAGGAGGUACAUUGGCUGCCUGAGGCGCCGGAGGUUGGCAGUCCUCAAGGUUCGAGUCCGCCAGGCGAGGAAGCGCUCUGGACUCCGGAGAGAGAGGCGGUAAGGAGCCCUGGGCAGUGGAGCGAGCUGAGCGGGAUGAGCGGGCUGGGGAGUGUGUUGGAGAGCGAUGGGGAGGAGGAGAGCACGCCGACGGUUGGCACUCCUAAGGGUUAUUUUCCUCCUCAGAGACGGUGA